GCGAAUUUACCCUCCUGAUGAUAAGACAUUACUUGAAAAGUAUGAGAGUUUAUUAGCUACUGCUUUCCAGACGUUUCUUGCUGGGAGAGCAGCUUCACUUCAGCGGGAAAUGAAUAAUCCUUUAAAAAGAAUGAAGGAGGAGGACAUUUUGGAUCUUCUGGAGCAGUGUGAAAUAGAUGAUGAAAAACUAAUGGGAAAAUGCACCAGGCAGCGAGGACCUAAGCCCUUGUGUUCAAUGCCAGAAAGUGCACAGCCCUUAAGAAGACUUAAGAACUACGACAGUGAUAGUAGCAGCGAUAGCAGUAGCAGUAUGUCAGAAUCGGGAGAAGAAACUGAAAAGGAAGAUCACAAUGAAAAAAAAGAGAAAAAAGUUUCCUAUGAUCUUGAAGAAAAUAAAUACAAAUCUCUGGAACGAUCAAGUAGAAUGAACUGGAAACCUCAGAUUAAAAAUAUAAAAUCUCCAUCAUGUUCGUCUCCUGCAUCAUCCACAGGUCCAAUAAGGCGUUCUGUAAGCUGCCCUCGUUCAAUAUCAAUAUUGACUAUGCAGUCACAGGCAGCUGAGCAACGUCCCUUUUCAGCCAAAGCGUCUCUGCCAGUGCAGCGCGCAUCCUCAGUGAGUAGGUCUCAUUCUUUAAAUCGUAGCCCAUCUUCGGCCAGAGUCUCUCAGACACCCAGCUUGGGAAGUGUGAGCACAUCAGGGAGUGAGUCUUUGUUGCAACAGAAAACAAAAGAGCAAGAGAUUGCUUUAACUAAAGAGACUCUUCUCAUCAUCAGUGACAUGAGAAUGAAGUUUCCAGGAAAAACAGACGAAGAAUCAGAAUUAAUUAUAGAAAAUAUUAUGGAUAAUUGGAAGUAUCAUAAAACAAAAGUGGCAUCCUAUUGGUUGAUAAAACUGGAUUCUGUAAAGCAACGAAAAGUUUUGGAUAUAGUCAAGACAAGUGUUCGUGCAGUUCUACAGCGUGUCUGGAAGGCUCCAGACAUCGAAAAUUUACAUCUGUACCGUCUCUUUAACCGUGUAUUCAAUCGCUUACUUUGGAGCCAUGGUCAAGGACUAUGGAAUUGUUUCUGUAAUUCAGGGAGCUCUUGGGAAACCAUAUUCAGUAAAAGCACAGAGGUGGUGACUCCUGAGCAACUCCAGUGUUGCCAGCGAAUAGUACAGCUUUGUAAACACUGCCUGCUGGUGGUUUACAAAUAUUCAUCAGAUUCAAGAGGAUCCCCAACUGGGAUUAGCCCCCACUGGGAUGAUACAAGGUAUUUAUUGCCAGGACCUUCACAGUUCAUCAUGAAAUCAUCCUCGUCCAACCUUAGCUGCAGUGCAUCUGGAAUGCCUCGCCCUAACGUUUUGUUCACACACAGAUACAGUCACUUGUGA
Molecule: messenger RNA, 1372 nt
Organism: Apaloderma vittatum (bar-tailed trogon)
Lineage: Eukaryota; Metazoa; Chordata; Aves; Trogoniformes; Trogonidae
Product: tubulin polyglutamylase TTLL7-like
Exons: 9
Source: RefSeq, a predicted model, not a curated record